Molecule: messenger RNA, 1296 nt
Organism: Jatropha curcas
Lineage: Eukaryota; Viridiplantae; Streptophyta; Magnoliopsida; Malpighiales; Euphorbiaceae
Product: Cyclophilin-like peptidyl-prolyl cis-trans isomerase family protein
Biological process (GO): protein peptidyl-prolyl isomerization
Molecular function (GO): peptidyl-prolyl cis-trans isomerase activity
Source: RefSeq, a predicted model, not a curated record
UUCCAGGAUGACUUGAUCAUAGCCGUUUAUCAAUCUCACUCAUCUGGUUCUGAAUCGAACUUUCUGCUGUGGUGCCCACCAUUUCGGAGUCCCGUUCAAGAACAAAGCAAAAGAGUUGAAGACGAUCAUCACCUAAUCUGUGAUUAAACAAUUUCAACUCACUCUCACUGUUGCCGUUAAAUUAAUUUCACCGGUUGAGGCGCGAAAGCAAAACUCCGACCAAUUUCAGAUUCUGUCUGCAUAAAGUGCAUCUUCAAGAAAAAAAGUAGUCAAGGCUGUACUUCAUGGCAAGGAUAAAACCUCAGGCUUUGCUAGUCCAAAGCAAAAAGAAGAAGGGGCCAACUCGCAUCAGUGCCACUACAAUAAUUCUAUGCAACCUAGUUGUUGUGUUGAUUGUAUUGUCUUUGUUGGCUACAUACAGGCAUUGGUCUCAGAGGUCAAGAGAUCAAUCUGGGCUGUCAAAUUUUGAGGACAACUCAGAUUCCUUCACAGAUUCAAAGAAGUAUGAUCUCCCUGGUUAUGCUAUUCUGAAUACGUCAAAGGGUUAUAUAACAGUGGAAUUAUACAAGGAUGGUUCUCCAGAGAUUGUGGACAAAUUUCUUGACUUGAGCCAAAAGGGCUACUUCAAGGGGAUGCCUUUUCAUCAUGUGAUCAAACAUUAUGUAAUUCAAGGAGGACAUUCCCAAAGCCUUGGAGCUGCCGAAGAUUGGACUACAAAAGUGAAGCUUCGUGGUCGGCUUGUUACAAGUCCAAAGCACGAGGCAUUUAUGCUUGGAACUUUUAAAACUAAAGACAGCCAAGUGUUUGAGAUAUUUAUAACCACUGCACCAAUUCCAGAUUUAAAUGAUAAGCUUUUGGUUUUUGGACGGGUCAUCAAGGGGGAGGAUGUGGUGCAGGAAAUUGAGGAGGUGGACACAGAUGAACAUUACCGCCCCAAAUCUCCUAUUGGGAUCAUCAGCGUGACACUGAGACGUGAAAUUUGAGUGGUUUACAAUGACUCAAACGGUGUAAAGUUGUUUUCAUACUGGCUCUGGUGGCCCUUUGAGAUGCCUCAUGGUAGAUAUUUCUCCAUAGGGCUGCUAUGGUUCAUCAUUCUUGACACUUGCCUUUCCACUUCUCCGCGCAGGCCUUUUUCGGGGUGGGGUACUGGAGUUUCUUGAUUUUGGGCUUACUGUUUCUUUGGCGAAAAAGAAAAAUACAACAUUCUGUUAAUUACAUAGUGAUGCUUUUGUUAUUUUUUACCACUAGUUAAUUUUUUAUUCCAUAAAGUGAUGUUUUGAUCGAGUUUUGUGAGAA